AGCAUGUGCAUGUCGUUACGAAUACAUGACCUAUCCACUUCUUCACGAUGUCGACCCAACUCCCAAGACAAGCUACUCUCUCUCUCUCUCUUAAAUCGACGUAUCAAACUGUAGAAAUUCUACUACCCAACGCGAUUCAGAUUUGAAUUCCCUUCAAAUUAACUAGUAAUUUCUUUUCUGCAACUGUUUUACCGCUCGCGUCCGCCAUUGAAAUGAGUUUUAAGCUUCCCGGCAUUUUUGAUUCCUGAACAAGAACACGAAGAAGAAGAAGAAGAAAGGAACAGGAGUAUGGAAAUUCUCAAUUAGGAGAAAUUAGGCGCAAUGGACGCAGAUGAAGACACCACCAACCCUUCUCGGCCUUCUUCACUUCCACUACUUCAUCAUUUCCACCAAAUAAAGACUUUUCUUUCCUCUUUCUUUUGCUGUAUCCCGACCUCUUUUUUCGUUUUCUUUCUCCUUCUCUUUAUGUUCUAUAGUGGUGCCAGCAAUUUGAGUAUCCACGUCCCUCUUCCACCCCCAAUCUCUCUGGUAUCCCAUAGUUUCUUGCCUGAAAAUGCAGUCGAAAUAGCAGCACCAAACUGGUCUUCUUCCCCCUCUUCUUCGAUCAUGUACGCAGUCAAGGAAGAAAUCCCACGUUCUAAAAUGAUGACCCAUUUGCGUCUUAGGCAGGAAUUGGAGUCUUCGCUGCUUCAGUUGAACUCUUCCACCUUCCAUAGGCCUAGAUCGCUCAAAAGGAGGAGGACCCAGUUCAAGCUUCUUCAGCCCACGGCCAUUUCGUCACAAUUUUCCAAGAGGGUUAAGGAGUUCUUUCACGGGUCUUCUUUGAAUUCUUCCUCUUCUCCAUGCAAGGUUCGUUUCUUCAUGACUUGGAUUUCUUCUUCUUGGGAGUCAUUUGGUCCCAGAGAGUUGCUUAGCAUAGAGAGCCUUUUUAAGUCACACCCAAAUGCUUGUCUGCUCAUUGUCUCGAAUUCCGUGGACUCCAGAAGAGGAGUUCCACUGCUAAGACCAUUCUUGGAGAAAGGCUUUAGGGUGACUGCAAUUCCCCCCAAUUUUGACUAUCUAUUCAAGAAUACUCCUGCAGAAGCUUGGUUCGAUCAGUUAAGGAAGGGGAAUGUUGAUCCUGGGGGUGUUUCUCUGGGUCAGAACCUCUCCAAUUUGCUUAGACUAGCAGUCCUGUACAAAUUUGGUGGUGUUUAUAUCGACACUGAUGUUAUAAUCUUGCAGAGCUUCUCCAAUUUGAGAAAUGUCAUCGGAGCACAGACACUUGACCUUGUAACAGGAAACUGGAGUCGAUUGAACAAUGCUGUUUUGAUAUUUGACAGAAAUCAUCCACUCCUGUUCAAGUUCAUAGAGGAAUUCGCACUCACCUUUGAUGGAAGUAAGUGGGGUCAUAAUGGCCCUUACCUGGUUUCAAGGGUUGUUUCAAGAGUCACCGGACGACCGGGAUUUAACUUCACCGUAUUGCCUCCGCCGGCAUUUUAUCCAGUUGAAUGGAGUAGGGUACAGAACCUUUUUCGAAAUCCCGGAGAUGAAGUAUAUUCAAAAUGGGUAUUUGCAAAACUCAGAUACAUUCGCAGGCAGAGCAUGGCUGUUCACCUGUGGAACAAACACAGUAGAAAGCUCAAGGUUGAAGAAGGAAGCAUCAUUGGUCAUAUACUGUUGGAUUGCUGCAUCUUCUGCAAUACCACAAUGUCAGAUUCGUAGGUUUUAAACGGAGGAUGAGGCAAAUGUGAUCAAUCUCGUCUACCCUUUUCUUUCCCCUCAUUAUUCUGUUUGAUAAUGUGGUUAUGAACCCAACUCAGUUCAUCCCUCUGUUUCAGUUGUCAAAUGAAAAAGAACAUGAAGGGGAAAAGAAAAUCUUUUUCCUUUAAUUGAUGCUCUACAACAAUGUAAAGAAUCUGGAUUCUCUUUUCCAAGUUAAGUUUAAGCACUGUCCCAUUGCAAAAUAUGAUAAAUAACGUACAGGAAUU
Molecule: messenger RNA, 1970 nt
Organism: Macadamia integrifolia
Lineage: Eukaryota; Viridiplantae; Streptophyta; Magnoliopsida; Proteales; Proteaceae
Exons: 1
Coding region: 322-1704 (460 amino acids)
Source: RefSeq, a predicted model, not a curated record